AUGGAAUUUGAAUUCAUUAGCAAAAAAACCUUUUAUGAAAUUAUCAAUAAUUAUAUAAUCUGCUUACUUAAAUGCAAACAAGAAAAACAAUUUCACAGCAAUUGUAAAUUAAUUGACGAAUUGUUUUUAAAGAAUAUUAGAAAUAAAGAAAAUAUACCUAAUACAAUAGAUAUUCAAAGUUCUGAUGAUGCUGAAAAUUUGGAUACUGAUUAUAAAGGUAAAUAUUAA
This is a messenger RNA of Racocetra fulgida, 228 nucleotides long. Lineage: Eukaryota; Fungi; Glomeromycota; Glomeromycetes; Diversisporales; Gigasporaceae. The record is from the annotation of a GenBank genome assembly.